Malurus melanocephalus (red-backed fairy wren) is the source of this 3422-nucleotide messenger RNA. Its product is annotated as glutamine--fructose-6-phosphate aminotransferase [isomerizing] 1. NCBI's taxonomy places the organism in Eukaryota, Metazoa, Chordata, Aves, Passeriformes, Maluridae. Gene Ontology annotation, molecular function: L-glutamine:D-fructose-6-phosphate transaminase (isomerizing) activity; carbohydrate derivative binding. Gene Ontology annotation, biological process: carbohydrate derivative biosynthetic process; UDP-N-acetylglucosamine metabolic process; fructose 6-phosphate metabolic process. The coding region runs from base 242 to 2053 and encodes 603 amino acids. The record is from RefSeq and is a predicted model, not a curated record. The transcript has 18 exons.
CUUUCCCCACACAGGUAUCUUUGCUUACCUGAACUACCAUGUUCCCAGGACGAGGAGGGAGAUCCUGGAGACCCUCAUCAAAGGGCUCCAGCGCCUGGAGUACCGGGGCUAUGACUCUGCAGGUGUGGGACUGGAUGGUGGAAAUGACAAAGACUGGGAAGCCAAUGCCUGCAAAAUCCACCUUAUCAAGCAGAAGGGGAAAGUGAAGGCUCUGGAUGAAGAGGUUCACAAGCAACAGGACAUGGACCUGGACAUCGAGUUUGAUGUUCACCUGGGGAUUGCCCACACACGCUGGGCCACGCAUGGGGAGCCCAACCCCAUCAACAGCCACCCGCAGCGCUCCGACAAGAACAAUGAGUUCAUCGUCAUCCACAACGGCAUCAUCACCAACUACAAGGACCUGCGCAAGUUCCUGGAGAGCAAGGGCUAUGACUUCGAGUCGGAGACAGACACAGAGAGCAUCGCCAAGCUGGUCAAGUACAUGUACGACAACCGCGACAGCGACGACAUCAGCUUCACCACGCUGGUGGAGAGAGUCAUCCAGCAGCUGGAAGGUGCUUUUGCCCUCGUGUUCAAGAGUGUUCAUUAUCCCGGGCAAGCAGUUGGUACCAGGCGAGGCAGCCCCCUGCUCAUCGGUGUGCGCAGCGAGCACAAGCUCUCCACAGACCACAUCCCCAUCCUGUACCGCACAGGGAAAGACAAGAAGGGAAGCUGCAACCUGUCCCGAGUUGACAGCACCACCUGCCUCUUCCCUGUGGAGGAGAAAGCUGUGGAAUAUUACUUUGCUUCUGAUGCCAGUGCUGUCAUCGAGCACACCAACCGUGUGAUCUUCCUGGAGGAUGACGACGUGGCCGCCGUGGUGGACGGCCGUCUGUCCAUCCACCGCAUCAAGCGCACGGCCGGAGACCACCCGGGACGGGCUGUCCAGACCCUGCAGAUGGAGCUGCAGCAGAUCAUGAAGGGUAACUUCAGCUCAUUUAUGCAGAAGGAAAUAUUUGAACAGCCAGAAUCUGUCGUUAAUACUAUGAGAGGAAGGGUCAACUUUGAUGACUACACUGUGAACCUGGGUGGGCUGAAGGAUCACAUCAAGGAGAUCCAGAGGUGUCGGCGUUUGAUCCUCAUCGCCUGUGGCACGAGUUACCACGCAGGAAUGGCUACACGUCAGGUGCUGGAAGAACUGACAGAAUUACCUGUCAUGGUGGAACUUGCCAGUGACUUCCUGGACAGAAACACCCCUGUGUUCAGGGAUGAUGUCUGCUUCUUCCUCAGCCAGUCAGGGGAGACAGCAGACACCCUGAUGUGCCUGCGCUACUGCAAGGAGCGGGGAGCUCUGACCGUGGGCAUCACCAACACCGUGGGCAGCUCCAUCUCGCGYGAGACCGACUGCGGGGUGCACAUCAACGCGGGCCCCGAGAUCGGCGUGGCCAGCACCAAGGCAUACACCAGUCAGUUCGUGUCCCUGGUGAUGUUUGCCCUGAUGAUGUGUGAUGACAGGAUUUCCAUGCAGGAGCGGCGCAAGGAGAUCAUGCGGGGGCUGAAGGGGCUGCCAGACUUGAUUAAAGAGGUGCUGAGCAUGGAUGAUGAGAUCCAGAAGCUGGCCACAGAGCUGUACCACCAGAAGUCUGUGCUCAUCAUGGGCCGAGGUUACCACUACGCCACGUGUCUCGAGGGAGCUCUGAAAAUUAAAGAAAUCACCUACAUGCACUCGGAAGGGAUCCUGGCSGGGGAGCUGAAGCACGGCCCGCUGGCCCUGGUGGACAAGCUCAUGCCUGUGAUCAUGAUCAUCAUGAGAGACCACACCUAUGCCAAGUGCCAGAAUGCUCUCCAGCAGGUCAUUGCACGGCAGGGACGACCUGUGGUGAUUUGUGACAAGGAGGACAUYGAGACCAUUAAGAACAAUAAAAGAACAAUCAAAGUUCCCCACUCAGUGGACUGUCUGCAGGGAAUCCUGAGUGUGAUCCCCCUCCAGCUGCUGGCAUUCCACCUGGCCGUGCUCAGGGGCUAUGAUGUUGAUUUUCCAAGAAAUCUGGCCAAGUCCGUAACUGUAGAGUGAAAGAUCAUCUGAAUCAUAGGGGCAAAGGGGAAUUAAAUGAAAGACUUUUUUUUGGUACCAAAAUAACUUGAUUUUAAAGCCCCCUAGGUAAAUCUUAUUUUGGUAAAUCAUUGUUUGUCUAUAAGAUCACCAUAAUUCCAUUACAUUAGUGAUUGUCCACUUGAUUCCACAUGCUAUGUCAAUAGCUCUGGGCUUUCUUUUAACAAUAGACUGCCAUGAAAGRUGUUAAAUGGUUUUCCUUAAAGAUUGCUGAGUCUUCUUGGUAAGGGGCCCUCCACUWUGAGCUGAUGUCAUUGUCUCUUACUCAAUGUGGCUCAUUCCAGUCAUUGAUGAGAAACCACGAGUGAAUUUAUCAGUCACCUGUCAUGCUCUCAGGCAGUGAAGCAAGACACCAGAAUACACAACUGGAACAAGAGCUCGUACUGGUCAUGCUUGUGCAGAURUUUUACCAGUGAAUGAAACUGCAAACAGGCCUUUAGGGUAAAUUCCUGCCUCAGGUACAAAAGGGAAUUCAGCUGAGCUGUCACAGCCUCCUCGGUUCUGGGCACAUGCUAAAUGUGCCAAGGAAGUAACAUUGCUCCAGAAGGAUUUUAUCUAUGCCAAAAACAUAGCAAGUGACAAUCUCAUAGCCRUGGUGGCCACAAUGCUGUGACCCCAGCACACCCCAGGGGCCAGUGGGACCCAGCCUGGCUGGGACUGGGAGCACUGGCUGCCCCAGUGUGGAUGAGGGCACAAAGGAGGUGACCAAUGCUCACUUAGAGCUGGUGGCUGUUGCUGCUGUUGUUUGUUUGGGGUUUUUUAGAACAAGUGGAAGUUUUCCUGUGCUGAGGAUUUUGCCCUGGAACUGAGCCCAAGGGCAUUGUAGGCACAUCUGAGUGACCCAGCUCUGUGCAGGGGUUUAGCUGCAGGUCUCUCUCUAGUCUGGAUGUGUUUCUGUGUCUCUACCUUGGGUCUCCYCAGCAGAGAUGGCACUAAAGCUCCUUCCCGAGGCUUGUUUAGUCAAAGUCCCCUAAUGACAGCGAGGGCUCAGGUUUAUUUAGCAGCAGUUCUUAUGUGACUUGUUUAAAAUUGAUGAGUUUAAAAAAUUGAAGCUGGUUUAAAAUUGAAGGGGAUGAAAAGGCUCCAUAAACAUGACAGAAAUAAAUACCUUGGUAAUAGAUCUGUAACAAGCUUGCAGACAGUCAGAAAUGACACAGAAAAAAGACUUUCAGGACUCAAAACCUGACUUUUUCAGAGUCAUCAAAAGGCAGUUAUGUAUUUUCUAAUGCAAAAAGGUGACUUUCCACCCAUCUUGCUGGGUUUUGAAUUAGAUUUACAGAGGCACUGUAAAAACGUGCUACAAGGUAUAAAGUGGUGCUGGUGAAUAUUC